Messenger RNA from Metarhizium robertsii ARSEF 23, 480 nucleotides. RefSeq lists its product as uncharacterized. The coding region runs from base 1 to 480 and encodes 159 amino acids. The transcript has a single exon. Lineage: Eukaryota; Fungi; Ascomycota; Sordariomycetes; Hypocreales; Clavicipitaceae. The record is from RefSeq and is a predicted model, not a curated record.
AUGAGCAUAGGACCAAGUCUUGACCCGGUGAAUCAAGUCCACCCGUCUACUUCGGGGCCUAUCGAGGCCAUCUACUUGGGAAACAUGGAGGCUACUCGUGGCGCUGCGCGGUGUAGGUUGUCUAGUUUAAGGAGAAGGCUAUCCGGGGUCAAGGAAGUGACAAGCGCGAUUUCUCAUGACAGAUUUCUACGUCGACGUGCAAGACACUGCUCGUCUGCACGCGGCGGCUCUCCUUCACCCUCGGAUGGAAAACGAGCGGAUUUUUGCCUACGCUGCGCCGUAUACUUGGAGGGACAUCCAGACGACCUUGCGAAGCCGUAUCCCGACAGGAUAUUCGCUCCGCAGAUGGAGGCGUCCAGGUUGGACCGGAGUGAUAUCGAGCUGCCCGCGAAAGCAGAAUACUGGCUCAAGGAAAUGGGUCGCAUGGGAUGGACCAGCCUGGAGGACAGUGUACUGGCGAAUACUCGUGAUUUGGAGUAG